This is a messenger RNA of Pomacea canaliculata, 1448 nucleotides long. RefSeq names its product exosome complex component RRP45-like. Lineage: Eukaryota; Metazoa; Mollusca; Gastropoda; Architaenioglossa; Ampullariidae. The coding region runs from base 96 to 1433 and encodes 445 amino acids. The transcript is spliced from 14 exons. Gene Ontology annotation, biological process: U5 snRNA 3'-end processing; nuclear polyadenylation-dependent rRNA catabolic process; TRAMP-dependent tRNA surveillance pathway. Gene Ontology annotation, cellular component: cytoplasmic exosome (RNase complex); nuclear exosome (RNase complex). The record is from RefSeq and is a predicted model, not a curated record.
GAAGUGUCUUAGAGUAAUCCUUCUUGAAGUACGAAGAAACACGUUUUUUUUCUGUUGCUUUUUCGGUUUCAGUUAGUGAAUUCUUCGGUUUCAGAAUGAGAGAUACGCCUUUAUCAAACUGCGAACGAGAAUUUCUUCUUGAUAUAAUCAAGGAGAGAAAGAGGCUUGAUGGUCGUCAACCCUAUGAUUAUCGGCAUAUGAAGAUUUCUUUUGGAUCAAGUCAGGGAUGUUGUCAAGUAGAACUGGGUCAAACGAGAGUGUUGUCACAGGUAUCAUGUGAAGUGACCCUUCCUAAACUACGUCGACCAACAGAAGGAAUCUUAUUUGUCAAUGUGGAGUUAUCACCCAUGGCCAGUGCAAGUUUUGAGCAGGGAAGGCUUACAGAAGAAGGAGUUGAGCUGUCAAGACUUUUGGAGCGUUGUCUGAAGGAAUCUCACUGUGUGGACUUGGAAUCACUUUGUAUUAUUGCUGGUGCAAAGGUUUGGUCUAUCAGAGUUGAUAUCCACAUUCUUAAUCAUGAUGGGAAUAUGCUGGACUGUUCCAGCAUAGCAGCCAUUUCAGCACUCGCACACUUUCGGAGGCCUGAUGUAACUGUGAAAGGGGAGGAAGUAACAAUUCACACUUCAGAAGAGCGAGAUCCUAUUCCACUCAGCCUCCAUCACAUGCCACUUUGCGUUUCCUUUGCUUUCUUCCAUCAAGGAAAAUACCUUCUAGUUGACCCAGGUGAGCUUGAAGAGCGUGUAAUGGAUGGUAAAAUGGUGAUAGGAAUGAACAAACACAGAGAGAUUUGUAUGCUUCAGAUUACGGGCCAGAUGUUGCUACUGAAAGAACAGGUUUUGCGUUGCUCAAACAUUGCUGUGGUCAAAGUCAUGGAGAUGACAGAACUUAUUCAAGAAGCUUUGUUAAAUGACAAAUCUUCCAGAGCAAAAGGACUAAAGUGUGGAUUUGCUGAGUCUGCCACUAAAAGGAAGGUCAACAGAACAUGGAAAGAGGCCAUGGAUGUGAAUUCUGUUCCUGGAUGUGAAGUGCCUAGUGAUUCUGAUAGUGAAAGUGAUGAAGAUGUAGAAUCAAAAAUUUCUGAGAGGGGUGAUGUGAAUGUUUUGGGGCAUGGUGUUGGAGCUAUUGGAAAGAGUGCAGUCAGUAAGUGGUUUGAGGAGAAUACUGAUGACAUGGAGAAGGAACUAGAGGAGGAGCGUAAUAAAUCAGUUCACACCAACAGUUCACAGCAAGAAAAAGCAAUGACAGCUGUUAUGCCUGCUGACAUUAGUGGGGAUCAUGAAGGAGAUAGCGAAGAGGAGGCAAUUCAGAUCUUAGAUAAGGAUUUAAAACUACAACCAAUGGAAACUGAACAGCCCGCAAACCAGCUGUCCAAGCUCAAGCAGAAACCAGACAAAAAGUCAAGUGUAUCUGGCGGAAAGAAAAAAAGAAAAUAAAAUUUUGAAAACAUG